AUGUCGGUCAAGUUCGAGAAGGAGACGAAGGAGACGCUGCAGAAGGGCGUCGACAAGGUCCAGGAGAUCCUCCACCCCGAGAAGCCUUUGCCCGGUACCAGUGGAAAGCAUCCCCUCACCGAAGCCAUCGGUACCGCCAUCACCGGCGGCAAGAAGAAUGCAGGAACCAAGGGCUACCUGGCGGCCUACAUCAAGCAGCUCGAGGAGAACCCGCUGCGGACAAAGAUGCUCACUGCCGGUACCCUCGCCGGUGCUCAGGAGCUGCUUGCGUCCUUCCUCGCCAAGGACCGUAACAAGCAUGGCAACUACUUCACCUCGCGCGUGCCCAAGAUGGCCGCCUACGGUGCCAUCGUCAGCGCGCCCCUCGGUCACUUCCUCAUCUGGGCUCUGCAGAAGACCUUUGCCGGCCGUACCAGUCUGCGGGCCAAGAUCCUGCAGAUUAUCGUCAGCAACUUGAUCAUUGCGCCCAUCCAGAACUCCGUCUACCUGGUCGCCAUGGCCCUGAUUGCUGGUGCCAAGACGUACCACCAGGUUCGCGCGACGGUCAAGGUCGGCUUCUGGAAGGUCAUGAAGGUCAGUUGGAUCACCUCCCCGCUGUGCCUGGCCUUUGCCCAGAAGUUCCUCCCUGAUCAGCUCUGGGUUCCCUUCUUCAACCUGGUCGCCUUCAUCAUCGGCACUUACAUCAACACCACCACCAAGAAGAAGCGUCUUGCGGCCCUCCGCAAGAAGCACUUUGGUGACGGUCGCUCUCCCUCCAUGGGAGGUCGCCCGGAGGACUACCCCGGCCCCCACCCCGGUCCCAUGGGUGGCCCCAUGGGUGGUCCCAACCCUCCUUACUAA
Molecule: messenger RNA, 840 nt
Organism: Colletotrichum truncatum
Lineage: Eukaryota; Fungi; Ascomycota; Sordariomycetes; Glomerellales; Glomerellaceae
Cellular component (GO): cytoplasm; membrane
Source: RefSeq, a predicted model, not a curated record